AUGUUAGACUUUGAUCUACUAUUGCAUGGUACAGGAGGGGCUCUUUUUGUGAUUCAUAAUGUGGAGACCUGGGCACCCAUACACUAUGCGCUGUGGGCGGCUCUGAUAUUCACGGGUCUGGAACUACUUGCUCAGAUCGUCCUGAUGACGGGGAAGGUGUGGGUGACAGAGCCCAUCGCACACAGGGGAAAACACCUGGACGAACUCGAACUUCUGGACAUUGCGUUCAUAGCUUUCAAUCGCUGUACGGCCCCUAUGUUUGUAUACCACCUAUUGAG
Messenger RNA from Sphaeroforma arctica JP610, 278 nucleotides. RefSeq lists its product as hypothetical. The annotation marks the transcript as partial. The transcript has a single exon. NCBI's taxonomy places the organism in Eukaryota, Ichthyosporea, Ichthyophonida. The record is from RefSeq and is a predicted model, not a curated record.